Daucus carota subsp. sativus is the source of this 1453-nucleotide messenger RNA. RefSeq names its product RPM1-interacting protein 4. The record is from RefSeq and is a predicted model, not a curated record. The transcript is spliced from 4 exons. NCBI's taxonomy places the organism in Eukaryota, Viridiplantae, Streptophyta, Magnoliopsida, Apiales, Apiaceae. The coding region runs from base 327 to 1103 and encodes 258 amino acids. Gene Ontology annotation, cellular component: plasma membrane.
GAUACUUAAAGAAGGGUGGCAAUAGUUUGGUAAGAAAUUGAAGGAAAGUAAUAAAACCCCAAAGACAGAACAAGAAGACGACUAGCACACACACCAUUAGGAGAGAGAGACCUAGAGAGAGAGAGAUGGUAGGAGAAUAGUCAAACUCAAGAUGAUAUAACCGGUGGCGCCGGUCAGACUUUAAUAAACCUCCCAAAACCAACUACCCCUUCUCUUCUUUCAUUCUGUGCCUCAUUCUUUGUCUCUGCUUCUUCUUCUUCUUUUAUUUCUUUAACUCAUCUUUGCGUCCUCUUUCUGGGUUUUGAUCACCUCUUUGUUCCCCUCACAUGGCUCAACGUCCGGUUGUACCAAAGUUUGGCAACUGGGAAAGCGAAGAUAAUGUUCCUUACACAGUAUACUUUGAAAAGGCACGCAAGGGUAAAACUGGUGGGAAGAUGAUAAAUCCAAACGACCCUCAGGAAAAUCCAGAGAUGUUUCCCGAUUCUGCUCAAGAGCCACCGGUUAGAGCCAGAAGUGCACCAGAGGAAUUAGUAGGAGGGAAGGCAGCUAAACCACCAACACAUGAGAGGCACUCAAGCAGGGAAAGUGCUGAUCCGAGGCAGUACCAUGAUGCUCCAGCGCGUAAUGACAAUGCGGGUCGUCGAGGUAGUACUGGCUCUGCGUAUCAAAAUCGAGGAGGCCAUGGAUCUGGUUCUGGUCGACCUUCAAGGGCAAGCACUGGAUCUGAGCAUAGCGUUGAUCGAUCACCGCUACAUCCACAAUACCAGGCAAAACUCGCUGGAAAAGGUAGCUCGUCUCCUGCUUGGGAAGGGAAACAUUCUUAUGAUAGUAGCCAUGGUACACCUGGACGAUCAAGAAUGAAGCCAGUUUCUCGAGGAGAUGAAUCUCCGGAUAAAGGUGCUGCAGUUCCUCGAUUUGGUGAGUGGGAUGAGAACGAUCCUGCCUCAGCAGACAACUACACUCACAUUUUCAACAAAGUGCGUGAGGAAAAAAUAUCUGGAACACCAAAUAACAUAACCGCAGACCCAUCUUAUGCCACCAGACGAAAGCAGAAUGACCGCGACAAGUCCAAGCGCAGCUGUUUUCCAUGCUUCGGAAACUAAGAACUAGAGCUGAAAGUAUGUUCCAUUUUUAAGGUGCUUGGAACCUGUAAAUAGCUCUUAAUGGCUGUCUGCAAUCACUCCUUCUGUCCGAGCAAUAUGCUGCUGCAUUUUUUGGUAUAUGAUUGUGCACUUUUUUUCUCUACAUCACCAUACAAUAAACAGGCCUCUAAAAUUUAUUGUUUGAACCCUCUUGUUCCUAGUUUUCAUUUUGUAUGGUUUUAUUUGGCUUCAACCAUUUGUCUUUUUUAGUAGUACCAGUGUGUAAUAUAUAAAUUUCUGUUCGACAAUUACAAGUGGCUGAAAGAAAACUGGAGCCAUAUUCUUUUGAAUUCAUUAUCUUAAUUGUAUAA